UUUCAACAUCGGGGGUGGAAUUUUACAUCAACACGUUCAAUUCGGAUCCAGGUACCCUCGGGGAAAGACGUCGCUUGUUUUCCAUCUGUCCUACGUAUCUGAGGUCGCUUAAUAGACAUUGUCAGAAACGACGACUUGAACAUUGUCGAGAAAAUGGAGGAACUUCAGAACACCAGCCUUGUAGGCGAAGGUUUGGAGGGAUCUGAAGACGUUUUGGCCGGCAUCCAGUUUUCCUUAGACUCGCUCAAGGCCAACGCUGAUACCUUCUUCCUCAUUGUGAUGGCAUGUCUCAUCUUCUUCAUGCAGUGCGGGUUUGCAUUCCUGGAGGCUGGAUCCGUCCGCAGCAAAAAUACAACCAACAUCCUGAUCAAGAAUGUCUUGGAUGUCUGUCUGGGUGCCUUCGCCUACUGGGCUGUUGGGUACGCCUUCGCCUUCGGCCCGGGGAACGCCUUCCUUGGUCACCGCUAUUUCUUCUUCGAGAACAUGCCGCCAAGCCUUUACUCUCAUUGGUUCUUUCACUUUGUGUUUGCUGCCACGGCUACUACCAUUGUGUCUGGAGCUAUGGCAGAGCGGACUGAGUUUGGCGCCUAUCUCAUCUACAGUUGCGUCAUCACUGGUGUGAUUUAUCCCAUCGUAAGUCACUGGGCGUGGUCAGGUAAUGGCUGGCUAGCAGCAGGACCAGGUGUUGAAGGCGUUGCAUACCAGGAUUUUGCCGGUAGCGGUGUAGUGCACAUGGUUGGAGGAAUGGCCGCGUUGGUCGGAGCUGCCAUCGUUGGUCCCCGACUCGGCCGCUUUGACAAACAAGGAAACCCCACAACCAUCCCAGGCCACACUGUUCCGCUUGCAGCUUUGGGAGGGUUUAUCCUCUUCUUCGGCUUCUUUGCCUUCAAUGGCGGCUCCCAAGCUAGUAUCUCUCAGCCGGGUGAUGGGGAGGUGGUUGCUGUCUCCAUUGUCAACACCAUCAUCAGCGGGGGUCACGCUGCACUAGUUGCUAUGGUGAUCAAGAAACUUAAAGGCUUUAAUGGUCAGUGGAGCCUGCUCAUCACCAUCAACGGAGCACUCACUGGAAUGGUGGCUAUUUGUGCCGGAUGCAAUGUUUUGGCACCGUGGGGUGCUGCCGUCGUCGGUAUUGUGUCGGGCGCUGUGUAUGUUUUGUGGAGUUGGCUAGUCUGCAAGCUCCGAAUUGAUGACCCACUUGAUGCCGUGGCAGUUCAUCUUGGCGGAGGAUUGUGGGGAGUAUUUUCAGUUCCAAUCCUCGGAUUUGAAACGGGUGUAGUCUUCGCUUGGAACCAGGUGGCAUUCAUGAAUCUUGGAUGGAACGCCCUGGGUGCAGUGGCCAUUAUCUGCUGGACAGGAAUCCUGUCUGCCAUCUUGUUUGGACUGAUGAGGCUCCUUGGUGUCCUUCGCGUAUCAUCCGAAAUUGAGGAGAAAGGACUCGAUAUCGCCAAGCAUGGCGAGUCAGCUUAUCCACUCUCGAGCUAUGGACACGGCUGGUCGAGUGAGGCCAACCUCAUUGAGGUCCGAGUUGAUGGGAAGGGGAGUGCGGCGGAUCUCACGGAUUCUGGUUCAGCUUCAAGUAACGCUAAAGAUGGUUGCCAUGGUAUUCUGCCAGCACAGGUUUAUCAAAUCUCACAGACAGAAUCCAGUGGUCAAGCAACGGUUGGAGAGUCGGCAAACAUUUAACAACUCAACUUUAGCUGUUGUUAUAGUUAAUCUCCUUGCAAAUUGCAAUAAUGCUUGAGUAAUGCACAUGUGUCAGUCCAGAUGUUGAUCAUUGUCCUAAUAUUUACCAUUUGAAACGAAGCGAGAUUGUAGUGUAUUCAUGCCCAGUCGGUUUUAAAAUCUAAGCUUUUACUAAGCAGUGUCAUUAAAGCUUGCUUUUCAACUUUAAUGUAUGCCUGUAAAAUAGCUUUAAUGAAAACUCUGGAUCCUUGUUUACUAGGGUAAAAGCUAUUACAUAAAUUUGGUUUAUAACAUUUUUGUGCUUCAUGUUUGAUGUUUUGGCACCCGUUUUCGUUUUGACUCUGUGAAUUGCCUGAAAGUAAUUAUGUUGCUUUAUGUUACAAAGAAAAUUAACAGCUUUACGGGUAAUUUGUGAAGCUAUAAACGAGUGCAUGCAUACGUUUAGUAGCGUGCUUCACUUUUGUGUCUUCCUGACAAAUAUACAGGCAGAUCUUUUCCAACGAUCUCAAAUGAACUGAGUUUUUUGUUUUUAUUAAUGUGGGAGUACAAUUUGUUAUUGUUCGACAUUUUGGUCUGUUGGCGAUGUUUUAAUGAGACAAAGCAAAUUUUGCACCAUUGUUGCUGUAUUAUGAUAAAAUAAGUGAAUGUAAUUCUUGGUAAUAAAUCUGACACCUUUAAACUAGA
Molecule: messenger RNA, 2367 nt
Organism: Acanthaster planci (crown-of-thorns starfish)
Lineage: Eukaryota; Metazoa; Echinodermata; Asteroidea; Valvatida; Acanthasteridae
Product: putative ammonium transporter 1
Biological process (GO): ammonium homeostasis; ammonium transmembrane transport
Cellular component (GO): plasma membrane
Molecular function (GO): ammonium channel activity
Source: RefSeq, a predicted model, not a curated record